AUGGCCAAACGCCCUCGGUACAUAAUUGAUACAGAGCAGCACCCUGAAACAUCUCCACGCGGAACUAGGACAGCGGGGGACCGCGGUCGCCGGGAAGGUCAAGCCUGUGGUCUCAGACAUACAAUCCCCCGAGCCCGGAGGCCCCGAGCUGACCCCGCGCAGCCAGGCUGGCAGAGCUCUGGCCGCGGAGCCCGAGUCCGGGCAGCCUCACCUGCAGGUGAACUUGAGGGCGAAGAGCAGGGCGCAGCCGAGAGCCACGGCUCCGCACAGCAGCUCCGGCCGCUGGCGCGCCAUAAGCGAGGCGUCGCGCAACCCGCGGCGGAUCCGGCCCUCCAAGGACGCCGCCGCCCCGGCCGGGCUGAGGGAGCCGGAGCCCUUGGGGCCGCCACCCUCGUCCUCGGCGUCCUCGCUGUUGUUUCCGCCGCCGCCGCCGCGGCCUCCGCAUUCCGACAUUACAUGCUCCCUGUGGCCGGCUUUAUACCGCCGCUGUCGCCACCUCGGGCCCGGGGACCCGGCCCCGCACGUCGCUCCCGGACCUCGCAGCCAGCAGCGCCCGCUAACCCGGACUCUCCACGUCAGCCGAGACGCCCCGCCCACCGACCGAGCCUGCGCGAAUGCCCGCUUUCCGCGAAGCCCCGCCCUUUGGGACCACGCCCCGAGUCUACGGAGUCUGCGCGGGUGCUCGUAGCACUCGCGGCCGCGUCAUCCUUUCACAGGUCUCGCCUCUCUUGUACAGACUCUGCCUGCCCUUCAUUCGGGGACUGCGCAGACGCUACAUCCCGGAAGCUAGCUGGUGACGUCUCCUAGCGAGUCCUUCCGUUGGUCGGCCUUUCCGGAAAGGGGGGCAGAGGAGCCUCUUGCAGAGACGAGAAGGACCGGAGGACACAGUAAGGAAACGGAGACCGGCCUGCUCUGUAAUGGGGUAGUAAUAACGCUGCAUACCUUCUGCUUCAGUUUCUGCUUUCAGGAUCCUACUUUGACUUCCUUCAAUGAUGGAUUAUGAUGGUAAAGUGUAAUCAAAAUAAACCCUUCCUUCCCCAA
Molecule: messenger RNA, 1041 nt
Organism: Mastomys coucha (southern multimammate mouse)
Lineage: Eukaryota; Metazoa; Chordata; Mammalia; Rodentia; Muridae
Exons: 3
Coding region: 1-807 (268 amino acids)
Source: RefSeq, a predicted model, not a curated record